Molecule: messenger RNA, 7696 nt
Organism: Strongylocentrotus purpuratus (purple sea urchin)
Lineage: Eukaryota; Metazoa; Echinodermata; Echinoidea; Camarodonta; Strongylocentrotidae
Gene: ccdc18
Product: coiled-coil domain-containing protein 18
Exons: 29
Coding region: 180-5378 (1732 amino acids)
Source: RefSeq, a predicted model, not a curated record
GUCACUUCUAACCAAUCAGCGCUCUCUAAAUUGGAAUAACAAUAUGGCGGCCUUGUCGAAGUUAUUGAAAAUUUGUAUCAAAACAAAACAAGCCUAGCCAGUUUCAAGAUCUAUCUUCUACACAGAAUUGAGAUGCAGGUAGAAGAAUGGGGUCCAAUUGAAACAACUGAAGUAGCACCAUGGCUCAAACAAGUAGUGAUGAGGACUUGUUGCUGAAGAACGUGGCAGAUUUGCGCCGGAAGCUCAUUCGAACUGAACACAACUUGCAACUUCUUCAGACACCAGGACGAGAUCAUGAUAGAUACUUGGAUGACUUUGAGUACAAUGGGGUUCCAGAAGAAGAUGACCAGGUACCGGCCUUGACCCUGGAUGACCUGACUCCUGACCGUUUGGCCUCAUCAACAUCAUCCUUUAGAUCAGAUCGGAGUGACUACAGCCGAAAGAGCUCUAGAAACUCACGAUCCUCGACCACUCGACAGAGCAGCAGGAAAGAAAAGUAUGAAAGUGAACAGGACAUAUCAGCCCAGCCCUCCUCCACCUCUCUGAUGGGUGCAUCCGCCCUCGAUCAUGACGCAGCGGAGAACCGCCAUCUUCGCAAGAAGCUCAAGGCGAUCCGAGAGGACAACAGCAUACUGGUGGGAGAGAACCACAGUCUGCAGAACAGGAUAGAGAGCUCCCAGUAUGAGCUCAGACUUUCUAAAGGCCAGCUGAAGAUGCUGGGCAUUGAGAUGGAUGGGAGUAGGUCAACCGUUGCAAGCCUCAAGAAGAAGUGUGAUUCUCUGAAGACAGAACUCAAGGUCAACGGCUCUGCUCUCAGAUUGGCAGAGGAGAGUCUGGAUGAGAGCGGGAGGCAAUUAUCAGACAAGGAGUCUUUCAUUCAGAGUCAUCGCCAGGAUAUGAAGAAGAUCCGUUCCGAGCUGCUGGAAGAACAAAAGCUGAGAGACAGAAUGGAGAUGCAGAGAAAUGAAACGGCAAGGAAACUAGAAGAGCUGAGUGAAGAGCUUCACAAUUACAGAUCGGACACUCAGGCUCAACUAAUAAUGUUGGCAGCUUCUGAGGAGCACCUGAGAGGCAGUCUGGAGCACUGUGAUCGUGAGAGGGAGGAGUUACUAGAGAGGGCCACAUCCCUGGAGGAAGACCUACAGGACGCCAGAGAUGAGAUCAGAACCCUGAGGGAGUCCAACAACAGGCUGAGCCAGACGGAGACUGCCCUCAGCGGCUCCAGGCGGGAGGCGCAGGAGCACGUCACCAGGAUCCAGGACCUGGAGUCGGCACUCCUCACCCGAGACCGGGAGAACAAGGAGCUUACUGAGCUGACUGCAAGGCAGAGUGAGCGGCUCACAGAGUGUCAGGGUGACAUCGAGAACAGCCGUGAACAGCUGCAGAAGCUGGAAGGCAUGGUUGCUAAGAGUGCUGCAAGAGAGGGUUACAAAGGGGGAAAUUCCAGUGAGAGGCAGUCCUUCAAUGAUCUGGUCUCUGCACAAUCUGCUGGUCCGACCAGAGAUUCUGGCUUUGAAACUGAUAUGGAGAUAACAUCUACCAACAGUCAGACCAUAGUGUCUGAGCUCAGGUACCAGCUAGCAAUGAAAGAAGUGGAGAUCCAGCAUUUCAGGUCCUCUCAAUUCCCGGAUCACCAACCCAGCCUGUCAUCCGUACAGGGUGUGAGCACCAGUAGGAGUCCUACAAGUCUAAGGGCACAGCUAGCGGUUCUGAUGGAAAAGAGCAAGUUGGAGGAAAGGAAGGCGCUUGAACUGGAGAAGGUGAUUGGCUGCCUGAAAUCUGAAGCCACCAAAGUGACGAAUGAAAACAGCCGUCUCAAGCAGAAGCUGGCCGAUACUGAAUCAGGCCAAUCGUCUCUUCAAUCACGCAUGUUAUUACGAGAUGAUCAACUCACUCACCUUCACACAGAGAUUCAAGAGAAGUCUAGUCGUGUUAUCAACUUGGAGAAGGAGUUGAAGAAGGCCAAGGGCAAGUUGUCUGCACUGGAGACACAACUGGAAGACAAGACUUCAACCUUCUCAGUCCAUGUCGCUAAAAUAGACCAGCUACAGAGGGAACUUGAUGUGACAUCAACACAGCUAGCUGACACCAAAAAUGAACUGCUGAAGAAGGCAUCAUCCGAUGAGCUACAGUCUUCUCGCAUGGAGGAGACCAAGAGAGUGAACAGAGAGCAGUGUCAAGAACUACACCAUCAACUUGAUCUGAUGCAACGAAAGGUGGAACAGCAAUCACAAGAGAUGCUUUCACUGCAAGGAGAUAGAACUAAACUUCAGAGGGAGGCAAGCCAGAAAGAAGAACAGCUGAUGAAAAUCAAGAACAAUCUGGCUGAAAGUCAAAAGGAGUUAGUUAAUAAGGACGUGGAGAACCAGAAGCUUUGGAACACCCUCCAGAGCACGGCCGAUGAGGGAACCCUGAGACUCGCCCACCUGGAGUCUGCCCUGGAAGUAUGUAAGCAAGAACUCAACAUGUACAUCACACAGUUAGAGGAGGUCAACAAGAAACACCACCAAGAGAGGGCCUUCAAGGACAGAGAGAUUGCAGAUCUUGAGGAGAGGUGGAAGAAGGCCACCGUGGAGACGGAGGAGCGAGGGAUCAAGGUGGCGGAUCUGGAGCAAGCCUUGAGAGAAAGACAACAGAUGCUGCAGCAGAGUACAGAGAGAAUGUCUGAGCUGGAAGAUAGGGAGGCACAACUAGAACAACAGGUGUCCAAUCUGUCCAAGGAGUUGAGCCAGUUGAGGUCUACAUCAGCUCAGGAGGCUCAGCUCAUGGAGAAGAAGCUUCAUCAAGCCUGCAUGGACCUAGAGGAGAGGAACCACCAACUCGCACAGUAUAAGCAAGAACUCAGCUCCUCCCAUUCUGAGCUGGUGCAGUCACGGAGCAAGGUGACUGACCUGGAGGAGAUGCUGAGAGGCACCCGUCAGGACAGAGACAGUCAGGCAGAGAAGACCUCUCAGCUGGAGAAAGAGCUCCAUGCCAACAAGGUCCAGUUAGAAGAAGCGCAGAGUACAGUGAAAGAACUGGAGGAGGUGCUAGAGAGGACCCAGGAGGAAUCCAAGGCAUCCAAGGAGCACUGUCGCCACCUGGACACAGAGCUCCAGCAAGCCCAGGAGGAUCUGAGGGCCGCUGCCACCCAGCUGGGAGAGCUCCAUAGGCUCCUGCAGAGAAGCAAGGCGGAGAACAAGCUCAAGCAGGAGAGAGUGCAGGAGCUCAACGAGUCUCUCAGGAAGAGCCAGGAUGAGAUGAGGAGUAAGGAACGUGAUGUGGCAGAGAUAGAUCUAGCACUGAGAACAAGCCAAAGAGAGCUGCUACAGAGAUCUGCUCUGGUGAGCCAGUUGGAUGUGACAGUGAAGGAAAGACAGAGUGAGAUGGAGAGAGAGAUCCUGGAGCUAGAAAGCAGUCUCAACAAAGCCCAAUAUCAACUUAAACAGAGCAAGCAGCAGGUCUUUGGUUUAGAAGAGGAUCUGGAGAAAAAAACCAAGGAGAACCAUACGAAGAGGCUUCUGGUUCAAGACUUGGAACAGUCACUGCAAAGACAAACUGAUGAAAUCACACUCAAAUCCAGUGCUAUCAAAGAAAUCGAGAAAAGGGUAGAGGAGCUCUCAGAGGACCUGCAGGAGAGUAAGAGGGAGUACCUAGACCAGGGCCAGCAGCUUAGACUAAGCAGGGAACAGACCCAGCAGGCUCAUGUCAACAUCACUGAGCUACAGAGAGAGCUAGCCCAGGCCCAGAGAAAUCAGGACAACCUAACAAGUGAGUUACAGGAUGCCCUGGAGAUGUGUCGCAGGAAGGACCAGGACCUGGGACGGCUAGCGGAGGAGGUGGGGGCCACAAGGGCUCAGGAGCUGGCCCUUCAGGCCCAGUACACUUCAGAGCUCCAACAGAUUGCCAAGCUGAGAGAUGCAGAGGUGGACCAGAAGGAAGAUGAGGUCAGUGAGCUACAGCAGAGCCAUGCCCAGCUACUGGCUUCUCAUGACCAGUUAGACUCCUCCCACAGGCUCCAGAUCGCUCAGCUGAAGGAAGCUGAACAGGCAGCCAACCAGGCCCUGCACGAAACCACCAAACAAGUGGCUGGCUUGGAGGCUGAUCUAACAGCAUCCAAGGAAGUCAUCAAUGCUACUAAUGAAGCCAUGGUUAUUAAGGAAUCAGAGAUAGCUCGCCUGAAGGCAAAGUUGUCCGGCUACGAGCGUGCCAUGUUUGGCUCUCAGGCCGUGCUAGAUCCCCAUCCCCAUCAGAGUACAUCUCGGAGGAUAUCUUCCUUACCUACUAGUCCCUACACCUCUCCAUCCACCAACCCCCUAAACAUGAGCUGCACAUCCAACCAUCCAUCACCACCCAUUAGCCACUACAGAUAUGGAGGAAGCCCCGGGAGACUGAGCUACGAGUACCUGGAUCCUGAACGACCGUCUCUCGACACCCAGAGACCGAACAAGAUGGACCAAGUGGAGAGGUUGGCGACCGUUGAUCAUGCAGCAUCGGUGUCUCCUGGACAGAAAGAUUCUGUAGAUAUGUUGUUUACUCGUGAUGCAUCCUCAUCUCAAAGGAGAGCACAUGCCGUGAAUAUAGCUCAUACGUACGAAGGUGGUAGGACUGAAGAGAGUCACAGCAGAUCUCAGGUUGAACUGUCAAAGUGGAGUGAGAAAACGGUCAACCGAGCGAAUGUGAAGCUCGUUGAUAAAAUGGAUGCUCUGUCCGAGGUGACAGAACGCAGCUCGGUCAUAUCUGGAAUAGAGAGGCUAGCAGAAAAUGGUCAGGAGGGAGAGGAUCCUGGAACAUUCCAAGCAAUGCUGGACUUUGUGAACAGACAGAUUGUGGCCGAAACGGGCACUGCGCAACCAGUCAAUGACAUGGAUGAGAAUUGGUUGAACGUUGACGAUUUUUCUGAUAGUAACUUUUUAGUCAUGUCCAGCCAUAGCAGCGUUGUAUCUACUGAUCCUACAGGUUCCUCGUCUCCUCCCACCCCCCUCAAAACUGCCAACAGCUCACCGUCCUCUCAUUCUGUCCCUCGCUCGCCGAAGUCUCCCCGCAGGAGAAGUGGCAUACCACUCAGGAAGACCUCCUCACCGACCCGCAGAGCUCUCUUUUCAAAAGGAGGAAGCAGCCAGACUGCUGCUGGGAAGAAGAACAAAGGGAGGAAAGGAGGGCAGCAGUCAAAAUCUCCCAAUCUUCCUGAGAAAGAGAGAAGCUCCACAGAGACCACGCCUCUAAAGCAGAAGCUAGCCAAUCAGAGGGCUAAGCUAGCAUCGCAAGGCAAGGCACAACCAAAGAGCACCAACCAACAACUCAAGCCUACAGAAUAUAUUGCUGAUUUACAAGCCAAACUGAAAGCCAACGACGUCCGCAGGCAGAAGAUCGAUGAUGAACUUUUUGGUGUCAUUUAAACAUAUCAUUUGGAUCGUAAAGUCCAACAACAAUACCAACACUUAUAAACCACACAUAAUCACUACAUGAUCUGCUUACAUUUAUGAAUGCAAAAUUUUUUUAAUAAAAUUAUUGUAGAUUAUUUUAUCAAAGAUUGAUUUAUUUUCUACAGUUUCUUCCACAUUGGGUCUGUAUAACAAAGACAUCAAACUCUUCUCACUCUGUUGCUGGGUUGGUGGGUGGGUGGGUAGACAGUUAAUGCAUUAACUUAUUCCCUGGAGUGCCUCAGGAUGGUCUAUUAGGUACUGUUUUAUUCUAAUAGCAAUAAAAAGUCUAUUCAUUAUUUAGAUUUGAAAGACCGUCUCUGCCAUGUAUAUGCAUUAACUUAGUCACCAGAGUGCCUCAGGAUAGUCUAUUAGGUACUGUUUUAUUCUAAUAGCAAUAAAAAGUCAUUUCAUCUUUGUGAUUUGAAGGACUGCCUCUGCCAUGUUUCAGCUUGCCUUAGAAAAUAAAGUUGUUCAAUCAAUACAUAUCAUCUGGGCCCCGUCUUAUAAAGAGUUAUGAUUGAUCCAAAUCAAUCGUAAGUCCUCCAAUCAAUCGCAAGUUUGCAGUCUCUUAUCUAUUUAUGUCAUAGUUGCGAUUGAUAUCAAUCAGAAAUAAGUUGCGAUUGAUAUCAAAUCAUUAUAAAACGGGGCGCAGUUCAGUGUCAGAAGGGCACUAACUCUGCACUUAAGUGUAUGAAUUAACACCCUUCUGGCUCCAAACAGACGAUAUAUAUAUAAAAUGCAGGUGACCACUCGCACCUGUUUGUGUGAUUUAUCCUAUUGGCCCGAAUUCACAAAGGAGGUUUAAUUAAUUAAAUCAUGGUCUAAGCCGAGGUUUAAACCCCUACCAAGGUGUAAAAAAAAUGGGGGGAAAUAUGCGGAUACCAGUAAUCAUAUGCACAUGAGGACAUGCACAUACAUGUACUAGGCCUGCUAGUUAUUUUUAUGGAGGUUAAAAGGCAGGUUAUUCUACUGACUGUACUUCAGAUUAACGUAUACUGCCACCUGUUGCUCACAAGUUCCCAAUGUGUCAACAUCCAUGCCCUGCAAUGCAUCACUAACUGAUCAGGUGCACAUGAUGGUGCUUGUGUACAGGAAGUCAAAAUGGCUCUAUGUACCGCCUUCGCUGAAAGAUGGCGCAAUUGAAAAUACAUAACAGCAGUGGUAGGGAUGUCAGUAAAAUUACUACUGCUUUAAACCAUGGAUUGAGAUAAAACUCCUUUGUGAAUUUAGGCCAUUAAUAUUAUGCUUAUAUGUGUGUUGUGUCUCUCAUGUACAUUGAGUUCGUAGAAAACAAAAUACGCAACUUCUAAAGUGUUCCUCACCAACAUUCUUUUCUUGAAAUCGGAAUUUGAAAACAACAUCUCUGUCCAUGACUAUUUAAUAUACAUGUAUGUGUACAUUUUCUAGUGGUUUUUUUGUUGUUGGUUUAUUUGUGAUUUAACAAUGUAUAGCAUGACAUCUUGGUGUGUGUACAUGUAUUCAUAUAUUUCAAUUAGCAGCAGAAAUCAUUCCAGUGAUCUUAUACUUGGAUCGAUACAAGCAUUUCUACCCUCCUGCUCAAAUGAGUUAGAUUGUCUGUAGCUAUUCAUCAACAUUCCAAUUCAUCCAUGCCAUUUUGGUGUACCAUUUGAUAUGAUAUGAUAUGAGCAUGACCUAUAAGAUUCUUCAGGAAAUGAUUUGAGAAAAGAGGGUCAGUAUUUAAAGUAGUCACCCAAAGAAAAUCAAGACAAAUGAUAAUUAUGGACAAAUUAUAUAUGGUUGGAAAGAUUUUCUCUUGAAAAACACGAAUAAUUAUCUGAAAAAUCAUAUAAAUAUCAUGGAAAGGCGUAAAAUGCUGCUUUGUGGCUAGCUGUGUCUUGCAUGAGACGUCACAAAUCUUGACACUACGGAGGACCGCUGAAGGCAGACAAUCUGGAUCUCAAAAUUAACAUUUUUGAGAGAUAAUUACUUUGGGCCCCAAACAUAUUUUGAAGAGAGAAGUUAUUCCCCUUCAUCAUGAUAUGAAUUUUGCGUCAUUCAAAACACUUUUGAUUCUUCGGGUGACUACUUUAAGGGAGUAAUUAGUUAGAUUUGUUGAUGGCCAAAUAUUAAAUGAUUUUAAUUGUAUCCCAAAUGAAGUAAGUACAUGCUUCCCCUUCUAGCAUUCCAACAAGAUUUCUACAGCAAUUAAUUUAUUUGUAUAGAAAUUAUAGAACAUAUUACAUGUACAUAGAAAAUGCAACAACAAAAAAAGAGAAAAUUUGAAAGAAAAUAAAUUUCUUGACUGAUGAAUAUAGAGUAAAAACUACAAA